CGAGGACAGACGAAACAUGAUUGAAAAUCAAGGAUGUGAUUGUGAUUGAGGGGCGGAGAUGCUUGGUUGACGACAUGGAAGGAAGACGACAGCGGCGGGGUAGGUCAAAAGAGAGAAACAAUUCGGUGGACAACAUAAUAGAGAGCUGUCGACGAGUUGAGUGGAUGAGCCGUUGAAAGGAACCCACCGAACACUGAACACUGAACAGAACAAAGGCGUCGGGCGAAUGUUUGUGCAUGUUUGUUCAAGUGGCGGUAGCGGCGUUGUUGUUGGAAACAGUGAAUAGACGCCUGAGCAGGACCUUUUUGAUCAGCGUGCUGGCUGGGUUUGCGAAACUCCAUCUCUUGUCCUUGUCGGCCUACCGUCGUCGCUACAAGUUCUGCGCAAGAACACCUUCUACCAGUCGUCUUCGUCGACUAUAGUCUUUCGCUAGACCGGCAGGCUCCGCUGGUCUCGUCUAGACACAUCCGUCGCACCAGUUUCCACUUGGAGAGUGCUCCGUUUGCUUCUAGCCACCACCAACGACUCGACGUCGAUUCAUUUCUCCUUUGCUUCGCCUUUCCUUUCCAUACAGACAUCAAAGAUCAUGUCGUCUCUUCACCCACCCAGUCCAAGCCCUUCUCCCGGCCCUCCUGGCAACGCCAACGGACGGUCACCCAAUUUCCGUGCUUCAAUGGGCCCUGGUGCUGCACGCCCGCCUGUAGCCCAGGGACUCCCCCAAGCUUCUCCUCGCCCUGGUGCGAUCUCGGGUUCUGGCAGGCCUACCAGCGAGCUGCUCGGUAGUGCUACCAUGUUCCAGACCCCUGAAGGUCGGAGGCUAUUGACCAAUGGUUCGAAAACCUCCAAAAUUACGAGGCUACACUGGAGGAAAUGGCUGCCGCCUCGCUGGAUGUCAACUUCAAAGAGGAACUCAGCGCCAUUGAGCAAUGGUUCAAGGUUCUUUCCGAAGCCGAGCGCACAGCCGCUCUUUACAGUCUUUUGCAACAUUCUACCCAAGUACAAAUUCGGUUCUUCAUCACAGUCCUGCAGCAGAUGGCCAGGGCUGAUCCCAUGACCGCUUUGCUUAGUCCCGCUGUCGGCGGUUCGAUGCAGAGCCAAAUGGAGGCUAAAUUGGCCAGCAUGAAUCUUAAAUCGCCCGGAUUGAAGUCCACGUUGCCCUCCUCCCCGACGGCGCGCAACUUUUCCGGCGCGCGCGCGAGCAUGGGGUUGGACGGUAUCAAUGCUUACCUGUCCCCCGACUCUGCCAAUAAUCUGAGUGCUUCCGCUGGUGACCCUGCUGCGACUCUCGCUCAGCAGAGGGCUAAGCUUAAGGCAAGCAACGCCGCCCAUAGGAUCUCAGCUCCGGCUUUGUCAUCUCAGGUUGGUGCCGACGGACGCCCCUCCUGGGGGAACGCCAACCAGCUAGGCCAAGUCGAUGAGAGCUCUACCGCGCAGGAGAUCAUCAUGCCGUCCCCUAACGGCAGCGCUUCUCGUCCCAAGAGCACCGACUUCUCCGGCGCGGCGAACGCUUUCAAGUCUUCCCGCGAGGCUGAUGGUCUGUCGCCCAUGGUUGGCGAUAGCUGGGCGAGCAACGUCAACACGCCUUUGAUUCCUAUGUUUAACAAGAACAGCCAGAGCCAGAGUCUCGAUGCUGCCGCGGCCAAGCUCAACGAUUGGACUACGACAGGCGGCGCCGGUGUCCCGCUCAUAUCCGAUCCGCCCAAGAGGCUUAACCGGUUGUCGAAGGGCAACAUUAGUAACAACGGUGAAGAGGGCCCUGGCUCUCAACAAGCUGGUGGCCAUCAACAACAGCACAACCAUCAUAACCAACCACAACACAAUCAGCAACAACAACGCAAUGCUUCUGGCGGCUAUAGGAACGUCAGCGGGGGUGGCAAUGCAAAUGCAUUCGGCGGCCAAGGUGGCGGCUGGAAUGGGGCGCGGAGCCCGGCGCUCUCUAAUGCUUCAGGCCGGUUCAGCGACGACGGUAGUAUGAACGGGCUUGGAAUGGGCGGUUUCAUGGGUAACAACGGGUUGGGGAUGGGUAUGCCUGGAGCCGGGGGACUGAAUAUGGCUGCUUUCGCUGGCAUGGCACCGAUCAGUCCCUUCAACAAUAUGUUCAACAUGCCCAAUCUCGCCGCUAUGGGUCUUUCUCCUGAGCAGAUCUUGGCGAUGCAGAUGGCGGCAGCAGCAGGACAACUUGGCCAACCUGGUUUGGGUGCGUUCGGAAUGGCCGGCUUGCAGCCGCCCCAGCACUCCCCCGCUAGUGUUCGUAGCGGACGGAGCAGUGUGCGUUCACCUGGUAGCGUCAAGAGCCCGAACUCGAGGGACAAAAAGGACGAGGAGGAUGUGGAUCCGAAGGUGUUGGAGGAUGUGCCUGCGUGGUUGAGGAGCUUGAGGUUGCACAAGUACACGCCUAAUUUCGAGGGGAUGAAUUGGAGGGAUAUGGUUGCUAUGGACGAGGCCGCGCUUGAGGCGAAGGGCGUCGCUGCCCUGGGGGCGAGGAGGAAGAUGCUCAAGACGUUCGAAAUCGUGCGCAAGAAGAUGGGCAUCGAUGCACCCGCAAGUGCUGGAGCCCCCUCCUCUUAAAUAUUUGAAGAUGCAAGAUGCAAGAUAUUGUGCGCAAUGGGGUUGUCGACUUUCUUGUCCAAAUUACACCACAGUGAACAAUCGUCGACUUACCCCCACACCGCCACUGAUUCACGCAUUCAUCUGAACAGCCGACGGAGCUGAAUUGUUUUCGUGUAUAUUCUAUCUUAUAUUGGUUUUUGUUUUGUCUUUCCUCUCCUAUCUCUCCUUUUUUUCUUGUUUCUCUCGCGACGACGACACCCUCUCCCACCCACUUAUUCGUGCAUAUACCUCGCUUUCACUCACACCACACUCCUUCAGGCGAUCUCUCCAGUUUUUUCUCUAACACUCAAAUUAUCUCCACGUCUUGACCAAAGUGUUCGUAGAUGAAUAAUCUCUGUAUCUCGCACCUAGGUUUUCUCUCCCUCCUACUUCUAUCUUGUAGGAUGUAAUUUAUAUUGCGGAUCGAAUUGCAUGUCUUCCUUUUGCUCUGAAAUAGGUUUGUUGGAGACUCAAGGCAGAGAGAAAAUACCAACUCCGCUGCGGGCUUUGGAAUACUGGUGCAGGUCAAUUUGUGUUCUUUUUGGUCGCCAUCGUCCAUGUUGUUGCUCAAUGUUGCUGCUGCUGGAGUAUCAACCGGAAGGGCGUGGGCUACGCUCUUCCCGUUGAUGCUCGAUCGAGAGCAUUCGUCAUUCUGUCAACCCGAGUCCAUAUGCGAUACUUCGUGAUAGAGGGGUACGACAUUAGAGGAUAUAUAGUAGCUGCAACACUGUUUUCUAGCUGGGUAUACACGACAUAUAUGCGUACGGUAACAAAAAUAAUCUGUGGAUGAGGGAAAGAAGUUGCAGAAUGCUAUCUGCAAUCAUACUUGGGAACUCGGGCUUGUAGCGACUUUAACAUACUUCGCGACACGCGGCCGCCGGACGUGACAGCCAAAGUCUAUACCUUCCUUGGAGAGAAAGUCCUACAUACAGGAAUAGAAUUCAGCGGGAAUUGACAAAUAACACCAAUAGG
Molecule: messenger RNA, 3561 nt
Organism: Somion occarium
Lineage: Eukaryota; Fungi; Basidiomycota; Agaricomycetes; Polyporales; Cerrenaceae
Source: the annotation of a GenBank genome assembly